Messenger RNA from Aegilops tauschii subsp. strangulata, 348 nucleotides. The record is from RefSeq and is a predicted model, not a curated record. Lineage: Eukaryota; Viridiplantae; Streptophyta; Magnoliopsida; Poales; Poaceae.
AUGGAGCCGCCGCCCGCCCCCGUCCUCACGCCCGCCUCCUCUCUUGCCCCGCCCGUCGCCCCGCCCCCAAUCGCCGCCUCCGCGACGCCCACGUCGGCCCAACAGCCGCCCGUCCUGAGCCAGGCGCAGGUCGCGUCAGUGGUGGCCGCCACCCACGUCCUUGGCGCCAAGCGCGGCGGCGUGCUGGCCAGCACGUCGUCCCUCUGCAGCCCGCAGUCGCCCUGGCCCCCGCCUCCUCCCUCGCCCCGCCGCAGCCGCCCACCACCAAGCGCCAUCGGAAGACGUUGUCGGUUGGGCCGAAGGGUGCUGCGGUGGCCAAGCUCGCCACGGAAGGGACCCCGGUCGUGA